Molecule: messenger RNA, 4780 nt
Organism: Scylla paramamosain (green mud crab)
Lineage: Eukaryota; Metazoa; Arthropoda; Malacostraca; Decapoda; Portunidae
Product: mucin-2-like
Exons: 8
Coding region: 139-4242 (1367 amino acids)
Source: RefSeq, a predicted model, not a curated record
UGUCCCCUCAGUCAACGUGUGGCCUUGUGCUAGCUCACUUCACUGCAGGUUGCUGGAUUUCUCUGAUCCCAAGAUUACACUCGCUUAAGAAAUAUUCAAACUGUUGCAGUUUACUUUCAAAAUCACUGCGUUGGAAAAAUGGCGUCUGCAUUCACGGCUCGUUUUUUGCUCGCCACGCUGAUGCUGCUGAUGGCGAUUGCAACGGCGGAGAAUGAGUUUGCGGUGCGACGCGGGAAAAGAUGCAGCGAAGCCGGAGGUCGCUGCAAAAAGCACUGCACAAAUCGCAUGGAAGACGACUAUGAUUGUGACGUUCGCAAGGGAUCGCACUGCUGCAGGACAAGAGACAGCUGUCACAUGGAGACAAGCAAGAGUUGUAGCAGGUACGAGGGCGGGACGUGCCGGAGCGGGUGUGUGGGCCCAGAGCGCCUCGUGGAUGCAAGGUGCAGGCGGAACCACCGCCAGUGUUGUGCGAAACCCUGCAUCCCUCAGGAGUCAUGCAGUGAAGCCAACGGCUUUUGCGUGGAGCACAAAAGAGACUGCAUGCACGGAAUUUUGGAUCCUGACGGCUGCCACGGCUACAAAUGCAAGUGCUGCAAACCUCUGACCUGCAGCACGGCGGCGAAGGGUCGGUGUCCGAGGUUGGGCGGGACAUGUCGAGAACAGUGUGCUGACGGAGAGAGCGAGGUGGCUAAAUGUUCCGGAUCUCUUGGGUGUCGCUGCUGUGCACCAAUCUGUCUGCAGGCUGGAGGCUUUUGUGUCGAUCGUCGGAGGGACUGUAGAGGCGGCAAGGUGACCAGAAAUGGUUGUUCAAGCAAGAAUCGUUUGUGCUGCAUCUACAAAGGUUGUGUGUCUGGGAACGAGACGUACAGUCACGGGGAGACUCGUUACAACCGGUGCGAGAAGGAGCUUUGCAACCGAGGCCGCUGGAUGCACACGGGCCGCUUGUCAGAUCCCCAAUGUUGUGUUUUUGGUGGACAAAACUUCACCCACGGCCAGACGAGGUAUUUGCGGUGUGAGGCGAUUGUUUGUAACAGAGGAGACUGGGACAACACCUCAGUUUUUAAUGAAUCAACAUGUUGUGAAUUCAACGGUUCCUAUUACCUUGAUAAACGCUUGCGUUAUACCGAGUGUCACCUCUUCCUCUGCAAUAAGGGUCAAUGGGUGAACAAGGGACUCUCCUGCCUGAAUCCUGAAUGCUGUCAGACGACGACAACUAAGCGUCCAACAACACCUGCGACACUUCAGACUUCAAGGACAACAACCACCCCAUCGCCUUCCUACUUGACAGUUUCAGGAAUCGAAUCUUCCUAUACGACACUUUUCCCUCCUGAUGUAUCAUCCACAACACUAUCAUCAACUGCAACGACCUCCUCUGUCACGACGCACACUUCCACUGCCACCACCACUACCAAGAAACAAACAACCACAACACCGCUCACAAUAUCCUUAACGUGGAAUCCUCUGACAGCUCCUACAACACCCCAGAUUCCAAUAGUAACUCAGGUGUCACCAUCAAGGACAACUUCACGUGUCUCAACAACAGGUAUCACAACUCCUCCAUCGCCACCCCCCACCAAAACGGAAGAGCCACAGACAGUCACGCAGGUGCAGACAGACGCAACAAACGUGCCAACAACAACAACGACUCAGAUGACAACCAUUACAAAUCCAACAACUACAACACAUGUGUCAACAACCACAUCAGCAACACAGGAGCCACCACCAACAGCAACACAAAAGUUAACAACACAAAAGGUAACUGCAACACAAAUACCAAAACAUAAGACUACAACGCAUGAGCCAAUAACAACAUCAGCAACACAAGGACCAGCAACACAGAGACCAGUCACAACAACAACUGCAACACAAGGGCCAGCAACACAGAGACCAGUCACAACACAGAAGCAAACAAUCACAACACAAAAAUCAACAACACAAAAGCCAACAACCACAACACAAAAGUCAACAACACAAAAGUUAAUAACCACAACACCAAAGCCAAUAACCACAACACAAAACCCAACAACGGCAACGCAAGAUCCAACAACACAAAAGCCAACAACAGCAACACAAAAGCACAUAACACAAGAGCCAGCAACACAAGAGUCAACAACACAUGAGCCAACAACACAAAAGCCAACAACUGCAACACAAAAACCAACAACAGAAGAGCCAACAACUGUAACACAAGAGCUAGCAACACAAAAGCCAGCAACACAAGAGCCAACACAAGAACCAACAACACAAGACCCAACAACAACAACAAAAAAGCCAGCAACACAAGACCCAACAACAAAAAAGCCAGCAACACAAGAGCCAACAACACAAAAACCAACAACACAAGAGCCAACAACACAAAAACCAACAACACAAGAGCCAACAACACAAGAGCCAACAACAAAAGAGCCAGCAACACAAGAGCCAGCAACACAAAAAACAACAACACAGGAGCCAGCAACCCAAGAGCCAACACAAGAACCAACAACACAAGAGUCAACAACACAAGAACGAACAACACAAGAGCCAACAACACAAAAGCCAACAACACAAGAGCCAACAACACAAAAGCCAACAACACAAGAGCCAACAACACAAGAGCCAACAACACAAAAGCCAACAACACAAGAGCCAACAACACAAGAGCCAGCAACACAAGAGCCAACAACACAAGAGCCAACAGCACAAAAGUCAACAACACAAGAGCCAGCAACACAAGAGCCAACAACACAAGAGCCAACAACACAAGAGCCAACAGCACAAAAAUCAACAACACAAAAGCCAGUAACACAAGAGUCAACAACACAAAAGCCAGCAACACAAGAACCAGCAACAAAGAAGCCAGCAACACAAGAACCAGCAACACAAAAGCCAACAACACAAGAGCCAACAACGCAAAAGCCAACAACACAAAAGCCAACAACACAAGAGCCAACAACACAAGAGCCAACAACACAAAAGCCAACAACACAAGAGCCAACAACACAAAAGCCAACAACACAAGAGCCAACAACACAAAAGCCAACAACACAAGAGCCAACAACACAAGAGCCAACAACACAAGAGCCAACAACACAAGAGCCAACAACACAAAAGCCAACAACACAAGAGCCAACAACACAAAAGCCAACAACACAAGAGCCAACAACACAAGAGCCAACAACACAAGAGCCAACAACACAAGAGCCAACAACACAAGAGCCAACAGCACAAAAAUCAACAACACAAAAGCCAGCAACACAAGAGUCAACAACACAAAAGCCAGCAACACAAGAACCAGCAACAAAGAAGCCAGCAACACAAGAGCCAACAACAAAAGAGCCAGCAACACAAAAGCCAGGAACACAAGAGCCAACAACACAAAAACCAACAACACAAGAGCCAGGAACACAAGAGCCAACAACACAAAAACGUACAACACAGGAACCAGCAACGCAAAAGCCUACACAAGAACCAACAACACAGCAGCCAACAACACAAGAACCAACAACACAACAGCCAACAACACAAAGACCAGCAACACAAAAGCCAACAACACAAAAACCAGCAACACAAAAGCCAACAACACAAGAGCCACCAACACAAGAGUCAACAACACAAGAACCAAAAACACAGGAGCCAGCAACACAAAAGCCAGCAACACAAGAACCAAAAACACAAAACCCAACUACUCGCCCAGCAACACCUGCAACACUUCAGACUUCAAGGACAACAACAACCCCAUCGCCUUCCUACUUGACAGUUUCAGGAAUCGCCUCUUCCUCUACAACAUUAGUCCCUCCUGAUGUAUCGUCCACAACACUACCAUCAGCUGUGACGACCUCCUCAGCCACGCCAGACACCGUAAGCGCCACAACACCACAAACGUCAAGCACUGCUACCAGCGAUACAGCACAAGAGACAAUUACAAGUACAGCAGCAACACAAGAACCAACAACACAAAAACCUAUUACAACAAAGAAGCUAACAACAAUAACCCCAGCAAAACAAAAGCCAACAACUUCACAACAAACAGCAACACAAGACGCAGCAACAACAACACAAGAACCAGCAACAACAACACAAGAGCCAACAACAACACAAGAGCCAGCAACACAAAACCCAAAAACAGAAGAGCCAGCAACUGCAACACAAGAGCUAGCAACACAAGAGAUAAGAACACAAAAGCCAGCAACACAAAAAUCAAUAACAGAAGUGCCAGCUACACAAGAGCCAACAACAACAACACAAGAGCCAUCAACAUAAAAGCCAGCAACACAAGAGCCAGCAACACAAGAGCCAGCAACACAAGAACCAACAAUAGAAGUGCCAGCAACACAAAAGCCAGCAACACAAGAGCCGGCAACACAAGAUCCAGCAACACAUGAGGUAACAUUAACAACUCAAAGGCCGACAACUAUAUAAAUCUCAACAGCACAAGAGACAAUAACAAAGCCAACGCGAAAAAUGAAAAACGAUAAAAAAACAUAAAAUCCAAUUAAUACAACACAAUAAUAACAAAAACAACAAUCACCUGGCCCUCUCCCCUCCCCCCUCUCUCUCUCUCUCUCUCUCUCUCUCUCUCUCUCUCUCUCUCUCUCUCUCUCUCUCUUACACACACACACACACACACACACACACACACACACACACACACACAUACACGAAAAAUAAAAUAGCAAGGUAGUUGAGAAAUGUAGAUAUUAUUUUUCUUGUCGGAAACGAGUCGUCUCAUUGUCACGGUUGCUAUGAAAUUUAUACACAAAUUUGUCCUUUGUAACUGAAUAAAUGUUUGGCAAUCUUC